This is a messenger RNA of Drosophila persimilis, 2887 nucleotides long. RefSeq names its product V-type proton ATPase 116 kDa subunit a (gene Vha100-1). The coding region runs from base 33 to 2606 and encodes 857 amino acids. Lineage: Eukaryota; Metazoa; Arthropoda; Insecta; Diptera; Drosophilidae. Gene Ontology annotation, biological process: vacuolar acidification; proton transmembrane transport. Gene Ontology annotation, cellular component: vacuolar proton-transporting V-type ATPase, V0 domain; vacuolar proton-transporting V-type ATPase complex; plasma membrane. Gene Ontology annotation, molecular function: ATPase binding; proton-transporting ATPase activity, rotational mechanism. The transcript is spliced from 11 exons. The record is from RefSeq and is a predicted model, not a curated record.
GGUAAUCAGGCGUUGCUUUUAAGGCUGCAAAGAUGGGUUCGUUGUUCCGUAGCGAGGAGAUGGCUUUGUGCCAGCUCUUCCUACAAAGCGAGGCUGCCUACGCCUGCGUGUCGGAGUUGGGCGAGCUAGGCUUGGUGCAGUUCCGUGAUCUCAAUCCCGAUGUGAACGCCUUCCAGCGCAAGUUCGUCAAUGAGGUACGCCGCUGCGAUGAGAUGGAGCGCAAGCUGCGCUACUUGGAAAAGGAGAUCAAGAAAGAUGGCAUUCCCAUGCUCGACACGGGCGAGAGUCCCGAGGCACCACAGCCCCGUGAAAUGAUCGACUUGGAGGCCACCUUUGAGAAACUGGAGAACGAGCUGAGGGAAGUCAACCAGAAUGCCGAGGCAUUGAAACGUAACUUUCUGGAGCUGACCGAACUGAAGCAUAUUCUGCGCAAGACGCAGGUCUUCUUCGACGAGUCGGUGCCCACGGUGUACCAGUCGAGUGUCCCCCGUUCAUCAAACAAAUAUCGGCGCCUUCUGCAGAUGGCCGACAAUCAGAACGAGGAUGAGCAGGCGCAGCUGUUGGGCGAGGAGGCGGUGCGUGCCAGCCAGCCGGGCCAGAACUUGAAACUUGGCUUUGUGGCUGGCGUUAUACUGCGCGAACGAUUGCCGGCCUUUGAGCGGAUGCUGUGGCGCGCCUGUCGAGGCAAUGUGUUCCUGCGCCAGGCCAUGAUUGAGACACCGCUGGAGGAUCCCACAAAUGGCGACCAGGUGCACAAGUCGGUGUUCAUCAUCUUCUUCCAGGGCGAUCAGUUGAAGACGCGCGUCAAGAAGAUAUGCGAGGGCUUCCGUGCCACGUUGUAUCCCUGUCCAGAGGCCCCGGCCGAUCGUCGUGAAAUGGCCAUGGGUGUGAUGACGCGCAUCGAGGACCUCAACACGGUGCUGGGCCAGACGCAAGAUCAUCGCCAUCGCGUGCUGGUUGCGGCCGCCAAGAACCUCAAGAAUUGGUUCGUGAAGGUGCGCAAGAUCAAGGCCAUCUACCACACGCUGAAUCUCUUCAAUCUGGAUGUGACACAGAAGUGUCUGAUUGCCGAGUGCUGGGUGCCCUUGCUGGACAUCGAGACCAUUCAGCUGGCCCUGCGACGUGGCACAGAGCGAUCGGGUUCGUCGGUGCCGCCGAUUCUCAAUCGAAUGCAGACAUUCGAGAAUCCGCCUACAUAUAAUCGAACAAAUAAGUUCACCAAGGCCUUCCAGGCCCUAAUCGAUGCGUACGGAGUGGCCAGCUACAGGGAGAUGAAUCCGGCCCCAUACACCAUCAUCACAUUCCCGUUCCUAUUCGCGGUGAUGUUCGGGGAUCUGGGCCAUGGCGCCAUUAUGGCGUUGUUCGGCCUGUGGAUGAUACGCAAGGAGAAGGGCCUCGCGGCCCAGAAGACGGACAACGAAAUCUGGAACAUAUUCUUUGGCGGUCGCUACAUCAUAUUUCUGAUGGGGGUAUUCUCCAUGUACACGGGCAUGAUCUACAACGAUAUAUUCUCCAAGUCGCUGAACAUCUUUGGCUCCCACUGGCAGAUGUCAUACAACAAGUCAACGGUGAUGGAGAACAAGUAUCUGCAGCUGAGUCCCAAGGAGGACUACGAGGGCUCGCCGUAUCCGUUUGGCAUGGAUCCGAUUUGGCAGGUGGCGGGAUCCAAUAAGAUCAUCUUCCACAAUGCCUACAAGAUGAAGAUUUCGAUUAUAUUCGGCGUGAUACACAUGGUCUUUGGCGUUGUCAUGAGCUGGCACAAUCACACCUAUUUCCGCAACAGGAUCUCCCUGAUCUACGAGUUCAUUCCCCAGUUGAUGUUCCUUCUGCUGCUGUUCUUCUACAUGGUUCUGCUGAUGUUCAUCAAAUGGAUUAAGUUUGCGGCCACCAACGAGAAACCCUACUCUGAAGCCUGUGCCCCCUCGAUUCUGAUCACAUUCAUUGACAUGGUGCUAUUCAACACACCGAAGCCUGCGCCCAAGGACUGCGAGGUGUACAUGUUCUGGGGCCAGCACUUUGUCCAAGUGCUGUUCGUUCUGCUGGCUCUCGGCUGUAUUCCCAUCAUGCUGUUUGCCAAACCCAUGCUGAUCAUGCAGGCCCGCAAAUUGGCCAAUGAAGAGGUUCAGCCCAUUGCUGGGGCCUCAUCUGAUGCGGAGACUGGUGGCGUGUCCAAUGGCGGACCACAUGGCGGCGGCGGACCCCACGAAGAAGAGGAGGAGAUGUCGGAGAUAUUCAUACACCAGAGCAUACACACCAUUGAAUAUGUCCUGGGUUCAGUCUCUCACACUGCCUCCUAUCUGCGUUUGUGGGCACUCUCCCUGGCCCAUGCACAGCUGGCAGAGGUCUUGUGGACCAUGGUAUUGUCCAUUGGUCUGAAGCAGGAGGGCUGGUUCGGCGGCGUCAUAUUGACCUGUGUGUUUGGCUUCUGGGCCAUACUCACUGUGGGCAUUCUGGUGCUAAUGGAGGGCUUGUCGGCGUUCUUGCACACACUGCGUCUGCACUGGGUCGAGUUCCAGAGCAAGUUCUACAAGGGUCAGGGCUAUGCCUUCCAGCCGUUCUCAUUUGAUGCCAUAAUCGAAAACGGAUCUGCUGCAGUAGAAGAGUAGAGGACCCCGGAACAGAAGCAGCAACAGCGAUAACCAAAGCAUGCUGAGAGUCUCAUUGAGCUAUAAUUACAAAAACUAUCCAAAUAAGCUGAUCUAUUGAAAUUGAAUUUAACAAAAAACAAAACGUAAAAUAUGUACGCUUUAAUGUUCAAUAAUCGUGAAUUUAUAUCUAUAGCCCCCAAGCACGUGUGUUAAAUGCUAGUACAUAAUCGAUUAAUGUUCUAUGUAGUUGUCGUCUGCCGUGUUUAUUAUAUCUACUUGUAUACUCAUAAAUAAAUAGC